GUUUUAUAGAAGUUUAAGUAUAAGUAGAUAUAAGUAUAGAGCGGUAAACAAUUUCAGACCGCAACGGUUUAGCUGGUUUACUCGCAAUUUUUUUUUGGCAUGUUUUUGAUCAAAUCUAUUCUUUCGAGUUGAAUUUUCGUUUAGAUGUAGGUACUUUGAAAUACUUCAACACUUGGUGAGAUUCUCAUCGCACGUGGUAGUUAUAUGUUCUCGUGUAACUUAGAUAUUGCUCCGAUGUUGACAAAUUGAGCAUUUGCUUAGCCAUGUUAGAUAGUAAUUAAAAAGUGCAUUUAAUAACAAAUCGAUUUAGUAUUUUUAGAUUUUAUUUUUCGUAUCCCUACUCGUUGUAAUUUUCCCCCCUUGCAGAAGAAACCUUGCAUUGUGUCGUUUCGAGUGCCUACAUCGAAUUUAUAUUAGUUUGUCGCGUUUCGCUGGUCAGUGGCCGAGUAUACGUUUACGUCUACCUAUACACCUUGUCACCUAAAUGUAGGUAUUUAGUUAUUUACCUAUGUCACUUAAAUAAGCAUUGGUAAGCUAGCUACAUACGUACAUACGAGUACCUACAUUACAUAUACGUGAUUCGAGUGAAUAACUUGCCCACGCGCCUCGUCAUACAUACGAAUCCCUGGAGACCUCUCUCUCUGUACUUGAGCGAACGCCAUCCAUCGAUAACGCGAGUGAUUUUGAUAAUUUUUUUUUUCUCAUUUUCUAAAAAUAGCCAAACACGGCGCAGUAGAUGGCGAAUGUAAAUCAGAACAAGUCCGCAGCCCCAAAUGCCGAUGAGAAGGAGCCCAAUUAUUCAAUUCCUGUUCCUCGAGUGGGAGUAAAAGAGCCUUUGAAGUUACUCAUACAAACGGUGUACUAUUUUGUUAUAUUCGUUCCGUUGAUCGUUUGGGAUGUGAUAUCGAAUUUCUUAACCAAACCGAAAUCCAUUCGAAAUAGUGUCGUGCUGAUAACUGGAAGUGGUCGUGGCCUUGGUCGAAAUUUGGCUUUAAAAUUUGCAGAAUUGAACUGCAACGUUGCCUGCGUUGAUUUAGACGAAACCAACAAUGCGGAUACUGUUCGAUUAAUUAAGAAAAAAUACCCGUCGGUUAAAGCUAUAGCGUACAAAUGUAAUGUUGCAUUAGUCGAUGAUAUUAAAAAUCUUUCAAAAAACGUUAGCAAUGACCUUGGCGAAGUGGAUAUCAUCAUUAACAACGCCGGUCUUGUGUCUGGAGCUAAUAUAGUUCGAUCUAAACUGGAUACGAAGUAUUUGGAUGUAAUGUUGGAUGUGAAUCUGAAAAGUCAUUUUUUGAUGAUAGGAGUAUUCCUGCCAAAAAUGAUCGAGCGUAAUUCGGGUCACAUUGUUGCUAUUGCUUCUUUAGCAGGGCUUAACGGAGUACCGAAUGGCGCAGCAUAUUCAGCCACAAAACAUGGUGUCGUAGGUUUUAUGGAAUCAUUGUACGAUGAAUUAAAAACCGUGCCCAAUAAUAAGAUUCAAACAUCUUGCAUCUGUCCAUAUUUUAUCGCUACUAAUGAAGCUUACCCCGAAACUUGGGAUCUGAGAAUUCCAGAAAUCAGUGUGAAUGAAGCAACCGAAGCCAUCAUCGAUGCUAUCACAAGAAAUAAAAGAAUUGUUGCCAUACCAUCACAUAUGUAUCAUAUAUCCAUACUCACCAGACUCUUACCAGACAGAUUACGAAACAUUGGACAAGAAAUAUUUUACGCUCGUAUAAAUCCGCCAGAAAAAGAAAUAACCAACAACAUCGAUGCCGUAAUUGAAGAUUCGUUAAAUCGAAAAGAAAGCAAUAAAAAACAAACACCAAGUAGCGACUAUAGCGAGUAAUUAAUGAACUGAUGAGCUUAGUGAGGGUGGAGGGAGGGGAAGAAGGGUGCUCCUUUUAGGCCCACGCACGUAACACUUUGUACUUACUCGUAGUUUUGUAAAUCAUUAAGCAUUCAGCAAAAGCAAACUGUGAUCCUAAAAAAUUCGAAGUCCAAUCAUCGUGAAAAUUGGAAAAUUAAAUUGACCUCUAGGCUCUAACCACUAUAUGGAGGCUGGAGUCCGCCGCAUCAAAGUUUCAAAAAGUGCUCAUUUUCAACAUUCUUGAUUAUCUUUAAAAUCAUAUUUCAAUUUAAAGAGAAUAGAAACCAUCAUUCAGUUAUCAAAAUACUAAAAAUGGCCUGAAAACUCAAAAAAAACUUGCAUUCAGUGCCCAAUAGCAAACAUUUUCGAUAUAGGUAAGCAAUACGCAUGCAGGUUUUUUUGGGGGGGGGGGAGAUCCUUUUUAUUCACUAGGUAUGAUUAUGUAGAUACUUAUCGAUUUUGAAGGCUGAAACGUGGUUUUUUAUAUUUCAUUAUCUUUUCAUUUUAAAUCUAAAAUGAGUUGGUAACUAGUUAAUGUGAUAAAAAAAAAUCGUGCUAGUCUCCUCAAGCUGACUAGAUGAGAGGCGCUAGGCCUAGGCCCGAUCGAAGGCUCCCUUCGUGUCAAGAAUAUCUAUCACAUAUUUCCAUUCAAGGUGCAAACUGAAUUCUAAUAGGUAUACUUACUCUGUUAAUCGUCUUCGUCUGCUCAAUAUAAGUUAUAAUCCCUCCUUCGAUCUCUUUCUAUUCUCAUAGAUUUGAUUAUAUUCAAAUGGUAGUUAGUUAAUACCCACUGGAAUUUGGAAAUUCCAUAAAAUAAGUAUUGAGAUCGGACUUUUUUUUGAUUUUUUUUUUUUUUUUUGAAAACGGACGAAACUUUGGCAAAUGACUACCUUACCAAAAAAUAAUUUGUUGAAAUUUUAUAUCAAAAUUUUUUUUUUUUUAAGUUUUUGUCACAUAGAAUCUGAUUUUAAGUCCGAGUGUGAGUGAGAGACGCAAUGGCUAAGUUUGAAGAACAAAAUAUUUACCAAGUUGCUUCGAAAUACAGACGCAGCAUUAGGCUAUUGCUCUUUUAAAAGCCCAAAAAAUGAGACAAGAGUCUUUUUUCGUAGUUCUAAGCAUGUGGGGCCAAUGGUACAAUUUCCACCAACUACAAAUGAACCUUUUUUUUUUUCGUGGGAAAGACGAGGUGCUUAUUACACAGGAAAAAAUUGAAUUAGGUGCCUAGCUUAUUUAUAUUUCAAUUUUGUGAUAAAAAUCAAGCGUUGUGCAGUAAUUUAAAAAAAGUGUAAAUAUGCUACAUAUUCAUAUUUUUUUGUACCAGGUAUUUGAUAUUUGUGUACCUAUCUUGACACUCGAGUAUUCAAGUAUAAUUACAUAAUACUAUCCAGAGCACCACACAUUAUAUCGUAUUAUAUUUCAUGA
Molecule: messenger RNA, 3268 nt
Organism: Planococcus citri (citrus mealybug)
Lineage: Eukaryota; Metazoa; Arthropoda; Insecta; Hemiptera; Pseudococcidae
Product: short-chain dehydrogenase/reductase family 16C member 6-like
Exons: 6
Coding region: 737-1825 (362 amino acids)
Molecular function (GO): oxidoreductase activity, acting on the CH-OH group of donors, NAD or NADP as acceptor
Source: RefSeq, a predicted model, not a curated record